Molecule: messenger RNA, 1019 nt
Organism: Osmia bicornis bicornis
Lineage: Eukaryota; Metazoa; Arthropoda; Insecta; Hymenoptera; Megachilidae
Gene: Elp6
Exons: 5
Coding region: 1-930 (309 amino acids)
Source: RefSeq, a predicted model, not a curated record
AUGUCUAAUAUCCUCGGAGGAACAGAAAAUCCGUUGAGCACCUCCAUUAUCCUAAUACAGGAAGGGGUUGAGGUCAGCAGUGUUCGAGACGCGAAUGAUGCAGUACCAUCCGCAAUACACGAUAAUGUCCACAUCACUCCUAGUUAUAUUGAAUUUAAGGAAGCUAGCGAGGGGAUAACAUGUCGACAACUUAUUACUAUCAAGAAUACAGGCCUGAAACCAGCCUUUGUUAAACUUCGACAACCCUAUUCAAUUGCAUUCCAAGUGAAAAUCCUAAAGAACGGAGUGAUGCUUAAUCCAGGAUUAAGCGUAUCCACAACUGUGAUAUAUUCUUUCAAGAGACCAUCAUUCUUGCGUGCAAUGAUCCCUAUUGAGAUCAAUGGGAAAAGUCUCGAUUACAGAGUUGUAUGUAAAUUAUUGGAAGAAGGUAUUAGUGUUGAACCAAAAACAAUUGAUUUUGGGAUUCUUGAUAUUGGCUACUCUUCUGGUAUCAAAGUAUUAACUAUGAGGAAUGAUGGCGGUAAAAGUACUAGGUUUUCAAUUGAUCUUGGUAAAAAUGAUUUGGAAAUUGCGGUGAAGCCAUUGCGUGGCGUCGUUACACCUAAUAGACCGGUUCAACUCACGGUCGAGUUAAUUGGCAUGCAGGAAGGCGUCUUUUAUAGCGAAUUUUGGAUAAAAUCAUCACCAAACAUACGUAUUCCUCUGAAGGUUAACGUAAUUGCCCCAAAGCUUGUAGUUUAUCAUCCCAAUACAACCGGAGAUUUCACCCUCAUUGAUUUCGCUGUAGCCGUGGCAAAUACUCGAAAAUACGAUUCCUUCGUGCUAAGAAAUGUUUCUUCUCAAGUAGCCAGCUACGUGGUACUUGGAGAAAUAGAAAAUGAAGUGAAAUGCAUUCGAGUAACGUGUUCGAUUCUAUUACUUAUCGUAUAAUGAAACUGUACAAACAGAUCCUUGGUAUCCCUUAUAGGACAUUGACCGUGAAAAGUAUCCUGUUUAUAAUGCUUUUGAAAUCCGACCGA